This is a messenger RNA of Didymosphaeria variabile, 2229 nucleotides long. RefSeq lists its product as uncharacterized. Gene Ontology annotation, cellular component: Golgi membrane. The transcript has 4 exons. Lineage: Eukaryota; Fungi; Ascomycota; Dothideomycetes; Pleosporales; Didymosphaeriaceae. Bases 1 to 2229 code for a protein of 742 amino acids. The record is from RefSeq and is a predicted model, not a curated record. Gene Ontology annotation, biological process: intra-Golgi vesicle-mediated transport.
AUGGAAAGCCUCUCGGAUACUGAGAGCAGGAGCUCCCGGGAUGCGACCAGGAAAGACGCGCCCGGCACAACCGACAAUGCAGAGGAGAACAAAUUUCAGAAAGCCAUAGGCGCCUGGCGGAACAUCGAUCUGACAACCCUCGUCCCGCAGCUCGACACGGUAGCCUCAGACCUCGUAGCACACCAGAGAGAUACCCUCACCCAGCGCAAAGAUCUUGCGCAAAAGACCAAAGACUUUCGCAAGCUCGACGAUGCAAGCAGAUUGAAUGAUAUCAAAGCUCUACUAAAAUCGUACCAAGGCUUCAUCGACCUAAUAUCAAACCAGUCCAAGUCUGUGCAGGCCGCUUUCUUCCAAUUGUAUUCCCCGCUAUCUGAAGCCCCUGAUCCCUACCCGCUUCUCGAAGCAUCAAUCGACUCGUUAGUAACCGCCGAAGAAAUCGUACCGAAGCUCACGUCCGAGAAUGAACGCCUCCAGAAGACCGUGUCAAGAUUGACCUCACAAUUAGAAGAAGCGGAGAAGAAAUUAGAAGAGGAGCGAACGGCCCGCAAAGCCUUGGAAGACAGCAGAGAUAGCAAGAUCAAGGAAGUCGAGGCAUCGUGGGAAGCUGUGCUGGGCGAGAAACAGGACAAUUGGGAGUCCAAGGAGAAGAGCUUGGAAGAAAAAGUGGAGAGCCAGGACAGGUUGCUCAAGGAGCUAAAGGCAAGUUACGAGGUCUCGCAGAGGCUCGGCAAGGGCGACGACGUCGAAGCAGACGUUGGGCGGGGUGCAACAGCAGCUGAGCUCGAAAUCGUCAGCUCUGAGCUGGAGAGGACAAGUCAUCGUCUUGCUGAAGUCGAGGCUCGAAAUGAGCAGCUGCGUCUAGAGCUGGCGCAGUCCGCUUCGGCCCAUGUCACCCAGCAUGUUCCUGUAGAAGAUGACCCGGCCUACCUCCGGUUGCAGUCUGAAAACUCAUCACUGUUGCGUAAAUUGGAGUCAGCCCGAUUUGAGAAGGACUCGGAUAGAACACGCUUGGAGACCGAAACUCGUGGCCUAGAGCGCGAGAUCAAGACAUUGAAGAGCGAGAAGGACGCUCUUCGCGAGAAGGUUCAGAAGUGGAGUGACUACGACAAUGUCAAGCAGGAGCUCGAAGUGUUGAAGUCUAUAGAAUUCGCAACAGGAGAUGACGAUGAUGAAGCCACGGAGAUCGCAUUGUCACAGAAUGGCGGCACCAACAAGGACAAGGGCGAGACACUAGAGCAGCUUCUCCUCGCACGCAACAAGAAGCUCAGCAACGAGCUCACUGUACUGCGGGUCUCACACCAGGAUCUGCAAAGCCGGCUAGAAGCUCUACAAGACGAACUCUCCAACACCAAUAUGGAGCUAGAGAAAUCGAAGAACCUGAAUGAGACCUUGGAAGCUGACCUGGAGAAGGUGCAGCAAGAGGCCUCAAACGCUUUCGACCCAUCCGCUAUGUCAGUAGCCGGCACAUACACAUCACGAUACCCCCAAUCUUCCUUCGCCGGCACCCGUCGCGGAAGAGCCUCCUCGCCCACCUCAUCCAUCAUCUCAGGCUUCGACCCAGCUCACACCCAACAAAACACUCUCUCCGCCCUACGUGUAGGCGAAGCCCCAGUUGGCGGCUCCGGCAUCCUCCCCAUGGUCACCGCCCAACGUGACCGCUUCAAAAAGCGCAACGCCGAGCUCGAAGCCGAGCUCCAAAAGAGCUAUCAGAGUGUCUCCUCUCUCCGCUCUGAAGUUGGCGCCCUUCAAAAAGACAAUCUAGACCUCUAUGAGAAAACGCGCUACGUUUCAUCGUACAACCGCGGCCCUGCCUCCUCUGCUAAUUUACACACCGCAAAUCCUACCCAAACACCCUUGUACACCUCAAACGACACCUCCUCAGGCCUCACCUUGGACCGGUACCGCUCUACCUACGAAUCCAACAUCUCGCCCUUCGCUGCAUUCCGCGGGCGCGAGUCUGCGAGGGCGUUUAGGAGGAUGCACGUGCUUGAGCGUAUGGUGUUCAGGGUGACGAGACUUGUGCUACAGACGAGGACGAGUAGGAAUCUGUUCGCGGCGUAUUUGUUUGGACUGCAUUUCAUGGUAUUUUGGAUGCUGUUCUCCUACGCAGGCACGCAUACAAGCGCAAUUGCAGAUGUCGCGUAUGCGGGAGGACCAAUUGCGGCGGCGGCGGCGGCGGAGGAAGGGACGGUGUGGCAGAAAGAAGGAUUCGAUGAGGCGGCGACAUAA